ACCGCAGUCGGUCUGUCAGUCCGUCCGUCCGGAUGAGAGACAGGUCCCAACGAAUUCGGAGUCCGUUCGUGUGCUGCUACAACGCUGCUAUAUCACUCACUGGUCGCUCUGCAUGUCUGGCGUGCCCUGGUUGUUGUCUCCCUCCUUGUCCUUCUCCACAAUCAUGUUGUCAGAGUCGUCGUUCUCUUCGCUGAGCGCCUUGCUGACCUUCUUCUUGGUCGGGUCGUCGCCCUCGCGGCACUGGGGGCAGAAGAACGCUCGAGCGCGAGGCCAGCGACGGAUCUCUGCACCACAAUUAAUUAAUUAAAAGAGGCAGGCACUCCACCACAAACUCGUCCGUCGUGUCUCUCUCUGCUAUCAUCCAUCGUUCUUAUGUGUGUACCGACCGUACCCUUGGGAGCCACUUCUGCACAGGCCGGGUGGUGCCACACGCGGCACUCAUCGCAGCGAAUCGACAAGGACUGCACACGCCGCCCACACACGCAGAUGCUCCGCCUCUGGCCGCCGCCGCCGCCCCCGAGCUGCUGCGGCUGCGGCUGAUGGACGGCGCCUGAAUUCCCCCGAUUGCCCCGGUUCUCCCCCUCCCUCCUAUGUCUCUUGUUCCCUCCGCCCCCUCUCCUAUCCCGCCUGACAGCUCCGGCCCCUCCCCCUCCCCCUUCAACCCCGCCGCCGUUGUUGCCAUUGCCACCAUCCAUGGGGAUGUAGCGGCCGUCGCGUGCGCGUGCCCUGGUGUGGUUGUUGGGCGGCGGAGGGUUCUCGUCUUUGGUGACGGGCACGAUCUGCCGCCUGAGUGUGCCCUUGUGCAGAAAGGGGGUGGGGAACGGCGGCAGGCGGGCCAGCAGGGUGGGGGAGGGGUGCUUCAGGUGACGUAUGAAGUGCGAGUGGUCAACCAUCUCGGAUGUCCUGCAAGCCAUUGAGAAGGAAAGGACACAGACGAAAGACGGUGGAUCUUCCCUCCCUUCUGUGGGUGUGCCCAUCGCGUGGCUUGUGUUGUCAGUGUGUGACCAUCGGAACAGCUUCUUCGGGUGCGGCGGCUCCGAGGGCACUAGCUCAUCGCUCAAACAAGCUUCAAAUUGAAUCAGCGAGUCAGACUCCGACACCUCCUGGAAGAGAUCAUCCUUCACGGACGGCUGCAGCUCGUCGGAACCCCUGGGUGCGAUGGCAAGGGGCAGCCGGGCGCCGCCUGAUGCCUCCUGCCGGCUCGACGAACUGCCCGUGGCCUCCAUCCUCGAGUGAGAGCGCUUGGACGCCAUCUCAGGGUGAGUCUCGGUGAGAGAGUGGGAGGCGUGGGCAAGAUUCGGGCGAUGCGGCAGGCAGGAGAUGACGAUGGCCUUGCUCAAAAGAAUGCAGGCAAGGCGCGGAUCAGCUCACACCGCCUACGUCCAUCCCAUCCGUCCACAACACAAGAUGGCAUCACUCAGAGCGUCCUUCUCAGUGCAGACAGCGUGCUACCGGGGGAUGGCCGGCACGGUGGUGGUCAGAUUGAUGGCAUUCCGCUCGCCGCUCGCCAUCAGCG
Messenger RNA from Vitrella brassicaformis, 1516 nucleotides. Lineage: Eukaryota; Vitrellaceae. The record is from the annotation of a GenBank genome assembly.